Messenger RNA from Racocetra fulgida, 1016 nucleotides. Lineage: Eukaryota; Fungi; Glomeromycota; Glomeromycetes; Diversisporales; Gigasporaceae. The record is from the annotation of a GenBank genome assembly.
AUGCCACGAGCACGACAUCGUAGAAAGAAAUCAAAACAACAAAUUCAACGUCCCAACCAUAAAUUGCCACCUGAACUUAUCUCUGAAAUUUUCGAAUACCUUUGGGGUGGUAUUCUUGACGAACCAGCUUAUGAAUACGAAAUACCAAAUGCAAUAGACGAUCAUUUUUCGCAAGAAAGGCAAAUUCAUGUCGAAUAUGAUUACGACCCUAAACAAAAUGAAACUGCUCUUUCAUUAGACGAAAAAUUUAAGGGCAUUGUUGAAUUUACUGAAACUGUUCCUAGCAUGCAUACUUUCGCUGUGAGAUUUAAUUCUGCUACUGCUGAUCAUAUCUCGGAAGACCUUCCACCAGUUAUGGAUAGUUUUUUUCAUGAAAUAUCCGCCUCAUGUAAAUCUGUUCGACGUGUCAAAAUUCAUACUUCGGGGUUGCGUGGCCCAAAUAAAGAUGAUACCUUAAAUCUUCCAUCAGUUAGUAAUAUCAUAUCAAUGGUAACUAAUACCGUGCGAGAAGUUGAUUUAAUGAUGCAUGUUGCAACUCGAGAAACAAUUGAAGCUCUUUGUAAUUGCAAAGAACCUCCACAUAACAUAGACUCAAAUUGGGAAGAAACAUAUACUAAAUCCCUUCAAUAUCUCUCUGAAAAUUGUGGUGAUCAACUAGAAGAAUUAUGGAUGCCUUUACGGGAAGAAGACCAAAAAUUAUUUUGUAAUCUUGUCGAACAUACGCCAAAUUUGAAAGUGCUAGCUUUGGAAGGGAAAGAUUUCGAUAAUGAUGGACAAUUCUUAAACGUGGUAGCUAGAACUACUCCAAAUCUCAACUACAUUCAUUUAUCAUACUUUCCUGCUAUCACAGGCAAGGAUGUUAAAGUUGUCAAUUGGGGUCAACUUAUUGAUGUUAACAUAAUGGGUUGUGAAUCAUUGGAAAAAGAAUCAAAAUUUUUUGAUCGUGUAAAAGAAGAAUGUUGUCCACAACUUAAUAUUCAUAUAUAUGAUCUUGAAGGGAAUGUGGUGGAGAAUAG